Molecule: messenger RNA, 564 nt
Organism: Sclerotinia sclerotiorum 1980 UF-70
Lineage: Eukaryota; Fungi; Ascomycota; Leotiomycetes; Helotiales; Sclerotiniaceae
Exons: 3
Coding region: 1-564 (187 amino acids)
Source: RefSeq, a predicted model, not a curated record
AUGGCUCGAAUCUUUCCAAAUAACGAAUUGUCUGCAGCUCAACUGGUCGCCGCUACUCCCUUUACGAGAUGGGAAACCCCCGAUAAUGAAUCCCCAAUGAAUCAUACGCCUUUUCGAAGAGCGAGACUUGGAUCCGUUCCUAUGGAAGGCGAUAUAUCAGAACAAAUGUCAGAUUUGUCAUUUGGGGAAGAGAAUUCGAGGAUUAUUUCACCUCAUUUCAAUGUUGAUGGUCCGAUAGACUCUUGUUCAGAACUAGCAACACCAAUCCCCGGAUAUGGCGGGGCACCUCCAAUAAUACCCGUUGGGACUGGUGGAGCCGCUAGAGCUACUGCCGCUGCCCAGAAUCUCUUCAAGAAUCAUCAAUUUUUAACUUCUGAGGAUGCACAACAAAAUGAUAGGGAAAGUGCUAUUGGAAUUGCGAUUUCAUCGGGGCUCUCCCAAUGGAACUUUCUAUUCAAAUACUGGCUCAUCUGGAUUAUCGCUCUUUACUUCGAGUCCAAUUGGUUUCUCGCAAAUGGGCAUCUAUGGCAGGAUCACAACAUGUUUGGCGUGAAACUUUCUUGA